Messenger RNA from Prunus armeniaca (apricot), 171 nucleotides. The record is from the annotation of a GenBank genome assembly. NCBI's taxonomy places the organism in Eukaryota, Viridiplantae, Streptophyta, Magnoliopsida, Rosales, Rosaceae.
AUGUGGAGCUUGAUACAUCAGCACCAGUUUGUAAGCGUUACACAGUGUGUUCUGUUGUCAAAGCAAGAGAAUAUUAAGGUGCCUCUGUUUGACAGCGAGACUCCUCCUAUUCAAGACCAGUCUGAUUCUGAGAAUGUUGGUGGGGAAGGUGACUUACGGAAGGCUAAAUAG